GAAGUAUACAGCAUUUUAGCGGAUCUUGGAUCAGUGCAUAACCAAUAUCUGAUAAAAAUCAAUACAUUUCGACUAGCUCACUUUUCUUUCUUUCUUAUUUGUUAUAUUGAUUAUGAGAUCAAACUGUUUGUAAGAUUAUAUAGUCAAACACAAAAUCACUCUUGAGUGCCGAAACCAAACUGCUAUCCACAUGGUUCAACGAUUUGUCGUUUUAAGAGUCACCCACGUUAGCAUUUUCUUUCGACUUCUUUUGUCUUCAAUCUCCAAUGACAUAAAGUUUCCAUUUCGAACUGCUUCCUUACUGCAUAUAUCGUUUAUUACACACACUCUCUCUCUCUGUCUCUCUCUCGCUCUCUGUCUGAUUGCUCCAGAGAUGGUUUAUGUCAGUUUCAUCGCAUGUCUCGUAGCAACUCUUGUUGUUCUGCAAUCUAUGAUUGCAACAAGUGACUUUUUAGCUCCACUUCUCUCUCCUAUCUUUGAUGAUGCAUGCAAAAAAGUGGAAUGUGGAAAAGGAACCUGUAAGGCAUCUUCAAAUAGCUCUUUCUUUUACGAAUGUGAAUGUGAUCCUGGAUGGAAGCAGACUCGCUCUGACCAUGAUGAUACUCUCAAGUUUCUUCCUUGCGUAGUACCUAACUGUACAAUGGACUACUCAUGUGUGGCAGCACCUUCACCGAUUCAAGAUAAAUCAAGCAAAUCUAAUGCAUCAGUUUUUGACCCCUGCUUCUGGACUGACUGUGGAGGCGGUUCCUGCAACAAGACGUCUCCAUUCACCUAUAGUUGCGAAUGUACAGAGGGUUACUAUAACCUUCUCAAUAUCUCUGCCUUUCCAUGCUUCAAAGAAUGUGCAAUUGGAAUGGACUGUUCAAACCUUGGGAUUUCAAUGUCAAAUAGAUCAGCUUCUCCAACGCCUGUAUUAACUGAGAGCAGUAAUCAAGCUAGUUCACUGCGAGAAAGUUCCCACUGGUUGAUGAUAUUGAUCCUGUCUUUGGCUAUGAUUUAGAGGAAAUGGAUUUGAGAGUGGCACUCUAUAGUUACAGCACAUUCACUUCUGAUUUAGCGUGUUACUAUUUACUGUGUGAUACUUCAUUUUCUAUGGAUAAAUUCAAUUACAUGAACAAAAUUGGAAUGCACAUAACUAUCACAGGAUAUGGGGGAGCAUAGUUUGUAGAUACAUAAUUUUGUUAUAGAGAUGAAUAUACAACAUGCCAGCAUAGUAAAAUAGCGAAUGUUAAUUAUAGUCGUGCUGAAUUGUAGCAUGUUCAAUCUCAGUUAUGAAUGUUACAGCCAUCCGCUUAUACAUCAUUUUCCAUUA
This is a messenger RNA of Ricinus communis (castor bean), 1312 nucleotides long. RefSeq lists its product as uncharacterized. The transcript has 6 exons. The coding region runs from base 191 to 1000 and encodes 269 amino acids. The record is from RefSeq and is a predicted model, not a curated record. Lineage: Eukaryota; Viridiplantae; Streptophyta; Magnoliopsida; Malpighiales; Euphorbiaceae.